Messenger RNA from Diutina rugosa, 4986 nucleotides. It is a transcript of the gene CHC1, whose product is annotated as clathrin heavy chain. The record is from RefSeq and is a predicted model, not a curated record. Gene Ontology annotation, cellular component: clathrin coat of trans-Golgi network vesicle; actin cortical patch; clathrin complex. Gene Ontology annotation, molecular function: clathrin light chain binding; structural molecule activity. Bases 1 to 4986 code for a protein of 1661 amino acids. Gene Ontology annotation, biological process: receptor-mediated endocytosis; Golgi to endosome transport; intracellular protein transport. The transcript has a single exon. NCBI's taxonomy places the organism in Eukaryota, Fungi, Ascomycota, Pichiomycetes, Serinales, Debaryomycetaceae.
AUGUCGCAUGAUAUUCCGAUUGAGUUCACGGAGAUCGUCAACUUGACGUCACUAGGGAUUGCCCCACAGUCCCUUGACUUCAAGCUGACGACAUUGGAGCUGGACAAGUACGUUUGCGUGCGGGAAACUCAUGAUGGAGCCAACACUGUUGCUAUUGUCAACUUGCAAACAAGCGAAGUUACCCGAAAGAACAUGACCGCCGACAACGCUAUCAUGCACCCGCAUGAGUUUGUCAUUGCCUUGCGGGCUAACGGUACCACCAUUCAAAUUUUCAACUUGGCCACCAAACAACGUCUCAAGUCCCACACCAUGAGUGAACCGGUAGUGUUCUGGAAGUGGUUGGACGACAAGCACUUGGGGUUGGUCACUGGUACCUCAUUCUAUUUCUGGAAUAUCUUCGAUGGCACCAACAAUGGUCCCACUCGUUUGACUGAACGUCACCAACUGUUGGCUAACUGUCAGAUUAUCAAUAUCUGUGCCGAACCUGACUUGAACUGGUUUGCGGUAACCGGGAUUGCUCAAGAAGAUGGGCGUAUUGCUGGUCACAUUCAAUUGUUUUCCAAGCUGCGUGGCGUGUCUCAAGCCAUCGAAGGGCAUGUUGCUAAGUUCGCCCAAGUCAAAUUGCUGGGGGCAGUGCAACCCACUAAAGUGUUUUGCGUUGGUAACAAAAACGCCCAAGGCCAAGGUAAUUUGCACAUCAUCGAGAUUGACCACGUUGAUGGCAACCCUCCUUUCCAGAAAAAGCUGGUAGACAUUUUCUUUCCUCAGGACGCUACCAAUGACUUCCCCAUCUCUUUGCAAGCUCUGGACCGUUAUGGUGUGGUUUAUGUUCUUACGAAGUACGGGUUCAUUCACAUUUACGAUAUGGAACUGGGGACUAACUUGUUUGUUAACCGUAUCACUGCCGACCCCGUGUUCACGGCCACCGCUUAUAAUGACGGUACCGGUAUCUUGACUAUCAAUAAGCUGGGCCAAGUCUUGGCUGUGGAACUCCUGCGGGAUCGGGUGGUGCCUUAUGUACUUGAGCAAUUGCUGAACGUGCCUUUGGCCUUGACGUUGCUGGCCCGGGGCGGCUUCCCUGGUGCCGAGCUGCUUUUCACUCAGCAAUUCCAGAACUACCUCAACCAAGGUGACUAUGCUAAUGCUGCUAAAGUUGCCGCUUCUCUGGAGCAGUUGCGUACUCAGGACACCAUUAACAAGUUGAAAAACAUCACCGCUCCUCCCGGGCAAGUCCUGCCUAUCCUCCAAUAUUUUUCUACUUUAUUGGACCGUGGCACCUUGAACAAGUAUGAGCUGAUUGAAUUAGCAAAGCCUGUAUUGCAACAAGAUCGCAAGCCUCUUUUUGAAAAGUGGUUGAAGGAAGACAAGUUGACUCUGUCGGAAGAGCUUGGUGACAUCGUCAAGCUGUACAACGAUGCCGCCUUGGCUUUGGCUGUUUACAUUCGCGCUCAAUGUCACAUCAAGGUUGUGGGUUGUCUCGCUGAAUUGGGUCAGUUCGACAAGAUUUUGCCUUAUUGUGAUAAGGUUGGCUACAACCCCGAUUACACCAACUUGGUUCAAAACUUGAUUCGGGUGCUGCCUGACCGUGCCCUGGAAUUUGCGGUGCUGUUGUUACUGCUGGACCUGGCAAACGUCAACAUUGAAACUAUCGCUGACUUAUUUUUCUCGCAGAAUUACGUUCAGCAAGGAACUGCGUUUUUGUUGGAUGCUCUCAAGGCUGAUGACCCUGCCCAAGGCCACUUGCAAACUAGAGUUCUCGAAACUAACCUUUUGCACGCUCCUCAAGUUGCUGAUGCUAUCCUUGGCAACAAUAUGUUUCACCAUUACGACAAGCCCACGAUUGGUCGCUUGUGUGAAAAGCUGGGUUUAUUUCAACGUGCUCUUGAACACUACGAUGACAUCAAGGACAUCAAGCGUGUCAUUGUCCACACUAACGUAAUUGACACUGCUUGGUUGGUUCUGUACUUCGGUCAGCUCAAUGUCCAACAACUGAUGGACUGCUUGCGUGAAUUGUUGCUGCAGAACAUGGCUCAGAACUUGCAAGUUGUUAUUCAGGUUGCUACCAAAUACCUGGAUUUGCUUGGGCCACUUCAACUUAUCAAGUUGUUCGAAGAAUUCAAGUGCACUGAGGGUGAAUACUACUAUCUUGGCCUGAUUGUCAACUUAACGCAAGAUGCUGACGUCGUAUUCAAGUACAUUCAAACUGCUGCCAAGAUGAAUCAAACUAAGGAAAUUGAGCGUGUCGUGCGUGACAACAACGUUUACAAUGGUGAAAAGGUUAAAAACUUCCUCAAGGAAUUCAAGCUUGAUGAUCAAUUGCCAUUGAUUAUCGUUUGUGACCGUUUCAACUUCGUUCAUGACUUGAUUUUGUACCUCUACAAGAAUCAGUUUUUCAAGUUUAUUGAAGUUUAUGUGCAACUGGUCAAUCCUGCCAACACUCCUCAAGUUGUUGCAGGUUUGUUGGAUGUCGACUGUGACGAACUGAUCAUCCAAGGUUUGUUACUUCUGGUACUUGGACGUGUGCCCAUUGGUGAACUUGUCGCUGAAGUUGAGAAGCGUAACAGACUCAAGGUAUUGUUGCCUUUCCUUGAAAAGACGUUAGAAGGUGGUAGUAACGAUCGCGAGGUUUACAACGCUCUUGCCAAGAUCUAUAUCGACUCCAACAACUCUCCGGAGAAGUUCCUUCAAGAAAACGAUGUGUACGACACUCUUGUGGUUGGUAAGUACUGCGAGAAACGUGAUCCCUACUUGGCCUACAUCGCUUAUUCCAAGGGUGGUAACAACGAUGAAUUGAUCUCCAUCACCAAUGACAACAAAAUGUACAAGUACCAAGCACGGUACUUGUUGCAAAAGCUGGAUCCUGAAUUGUGGAAUCGAGUGUUAGCUGAUGAUGAACAUGGACACCGUCGUGCUCUUACUGAUCAGGUCAUUCUGACUGGUAUCCCCGAGCUUACUGACCCAGAACCUGUUCUGAUUGUGGUGAAGGCUUUUAUGGAAAAUGACUUGUCCAAUGAUUUAAUCGAAUUAUUAGAAAAGAUCAUCUUGGAACCUUCCCCCUUCAACGACAAUACCUCGUUGCAGGGGCUUAUGAUUCUCACGGCUAUCAAGGCCCAACCGCUGAGAGUCAUGAACUACAUUGAGAAGUUAGAAAAGUAUGACCCUGAGGAAAUUGCCCCCUUGUGUAUUGACAACGAGUUAUACGAAGAAGCUUUCGAAGUUUACGACCGUCACGAAAUGCGGCAAGACGCUAUGAAGGUGUUGGUCGAAGAUAUCAUGCUGUUGGAUCGUGGUGAGCAGUAUGCUGAGAAAUACGACACUUCUGAUUUGUGGUUCCAAUUGGGUAAUGCCCAACUUAACGGGUUGCGUAUUCCUGAAGCAAUUGACCUGUACGUCAAGUCCAAGAACCCCCUGAACUACAAACAAGUUAUCGAGAUUGCCGAACACGCUGGCAAGCUUGAAGAACUUGUUGGCUUCUUGGACAUGGCUCGCGAAACUUUACGCGAACCUGAAAUUGACGGUGCUCUUAUUUACGCUUAUGCCAAUCUUGAACGUGAAAGCGAUAUCGAAAAGUUUGUUGCUGGUCCGAAUGUUGCAGAUGCGGAAGACAUUGGUGACAAGUUGUUCGAAAAGGGUAACUACGAAGCUGCCAAAAUCUUAUUCUCCUCUGUUUCGAAGUAUUCUAAAUUGGCGACUACCCUUGUUCACUUGGGUGAUUAUCAAGGUGCCGUUGAUUGCGCUCGUAAGGCUCUGAACAUCCGUGUGUGGAAGCAAGUUCACGAUGCUUGUAUUGAACACCGUGAGUUCCGUUUGGCUCAAAUUUGUGGUCUCAACUUGAUCAUCGAUGCUGAAGAAAUGCCUGAGUUGGUUCGCAACUACGAGUACCACGGAUACUUUAACGAGGUUAUGGCUUUGUUCGAAAAUGGUUUGCUGCUUGAGCGUGCUCACAUGGGUAUGUUUACCGAAUUACUGAUUUUGUAUUCGAAGUACGCACCCGAGAAGGUAAUGGAGCACCUUAAAUUAUUCUGGCUGCGUAUAAACAUUCCCAAGGUAAUUGCUGCUUGUGAUGCCGCUCACCUUUAUCCCGAGCUCAUUUUCUUGCAUUGCCAUUAUGAAGAAUGGGAUAACGCCGCUUUGGCGAUGAUGGAACACUCGGAGGUUGCUUUCGACCACUCGUCAUUCAAGGAAAUCAUUGUCAAGUGUCCUAAUCUUGAGUUAUACUACAAGGCUAUCAACUUCUACAUGACUGAAAACCCCUCUUUACUUACUGACUUGAUGACUGUGUUGACUCCCAAGUUGGAUUUGCCUCGUGUGGUACGCAUGUUCGUGAAGCUGGACAACUUGCCUCUAAUCAAGCUGUGGCUUAUCUCUGUAUUGGAGAAAAACAACUCGGUGGUAAAUCUGGCUUAUCACGAUUUGUUGAUCGAAGAAGAAGAUUACAAGCUGUUGCGUCUGCUGAUUGAAAAUGAAGCUAACAACCGUUUCAACAAGUUGGACUUGGCUGAACGCUUGGAGAAUCACGACUUGAUCUUUUUCCGUCAACUUUCGGCGCUUUUGUACACCAAGGAAAAGAAAUUUGCCAAGGCUAUCUCCAUCCUCAAAAACGACAAGUUGUGGGGCGACUUGAUUCGUACUGUGGGUAUUUCGCAAUCGCCGAAGGUUGCCCAUGAUGCUUUGGACUAUUUCGUCGAAACUGGUAACCACGAAUGUUUUAUUGCACUCCUUUACACCGCGUACGGCUUGGUCGAUUACGACUACGUGAUGGAACUCGGCUGGUUGCACUCGUUGGGUGACUUCACGAAGCCUUACGAGAUUCUGGUUGCUCGUGAAAACCUGAACUUGUUGAAGGAAUUGCGCCUGGACCUCAAGGAGCGUCAAGAGAAGGCCAAAAAGGCCGAAGAUGAACCCAUCAUCAACACUCCUUUGAUGAUUACCGGUGGACCGAUGUCUUACCAACCGACUGGCCAAGGUUUCGGUAACGCAUUUUAA